AUGUCUGAAGUAGGACCGAUAUAUCAAAGUAUUCAAAAAAAGUUAACUGAAGCACUUAGUCCAACAUCAUUAGAAAUUAUUAAUGAAUCUCAUUUACAUGCACAUCAUCAAGCAAUGAAAGAUGUUACUAGCAAAGAAACACAUUUCUGUGUUUCAGUUGUUUCGGAUCAAUUCGAAGGAAAGAACUUAAUGCAACGGCAUAGACUUAUUUAUGGAUUGCUUAAUGAAGAACUGAAGACGGGUGUUCACGCUUUAUCAAUAAAAGCGAAAACACCCAAGGAAAUUUCUACUUAA
Funneliformis mosseae is the source of this 294-nucleotide messenger RNA. Lineage: Eukaryota; Fungi; Glomeromycota; Glomeromycetes; Glomerales; Glomeraceae. The record is from the annotation of a GenBank genome assembly.